Messenger RNA from Phytophthora infestans T30-4, 606 nucleotides. RefSeq lists its product as uncharacterized. The transcript is spliced from 4 exons. The coding region runs from base 1 to 606 and encodes 201 amino acids. NCBI's taxonomy places the organism in Eukaryota, Oomycota, Peronosporomycetes, Peronosporales, Peronosporaceae. The record is from RefSeq and is a predicted model, not a curated record.
AUGGGGGUGAGCCAGUCGAAAGGCGGGGACAGCGGCGGUGUACGCUGGAAGCUUCGGCCGUUGGUGCCACGCUCGUGGGCGGAACUGGGAAAACUGCAUGUGCGCUUUCAGCAGGAGACGUAUCGCCGCCGAGCUGAUCCCGCGUUUCAGUACUUCAUGCCCUUUCACGUGUUUCGGGCCAUCGUGACGCCACUUUGCCCCGAGAAGGGCAAAAUGCAGCUACUGGCGAUGUUCGAAGAUCUGGACGUGAAAAACACAAGAAAACUAGUCGUCAUGGAUUUCUUUAGUGGGCUGGCACUCCUUGUUGAUGCCAAGAAGCUCCAGAAACUUGAAUUUGUAUUAUCGCUGCUAGAUAAUGGUGGUUUUAACACUCUCAAUAAGUGCGAGUUGACGAUGAUUGUGUCGUCUGCUGCCAGGGGGCUGAAAAUGUUCGCACCUGGAGCCGACGUGCUGCAGGAGGCCACGAUGAGGCCUUUAAUUCGGCGUUUAUUUGGCUGGAGUGAUGAGGAAUUGCGGCAAACUGUCAUCAACAAAGCUCUCGCGGACCCUGAAAUUAUCUUCUUCUUGAGCGAUCUAGAGGCGCAACAUCUUCCGGAGAACUAUUAA